CGGAGCCCCCCGGAGCCGCCACUCCCCGGAGCGCGGGGGAGGCUGAGAGGGAGUGACCCCCGGCCCCUCGCCCCGGGCUGGGACAGCUGAGGGGGGGCGCAACAUGGCGGAGGCCAAGGAGGAGGGGCCCGGCCCCCGCGGCAGGUUUGAAGAUAAAUCUGAUGCGGUAUUUGAUAUUUCAGAAAAAUGUGGUGAAAUUCUGGAUGCAGAGAUGGCUGAGGAUGCUGACCAGAACUUAACGCCCGUCCUCGACAGCUUGUCUUACGGAGUAGCGAAUCGAGCAGGACCUGAAAAUUCACUGCAGGGUGAUGAUCAUGAUUAUUUUCUGAACUCUGGGGAUCUUGCAGGCAUACCUGUUGUUGGGAGUGACAACGAAGAUGAUCAGAAUUUCACUCCAAAAGACACUCUUUCUUCAGCAAUUCAUGAUGAAGAUCAUCUGGAAGAGGGCAAGAGAGUUCCAGAUCAUGAACUGGACAGUGAAAAAGAAAUUCAGGUUCAGAAUGCAAUCCAGAAGGAUCUCACUUCCCCCUUUGAGCAGGGCCCUGUAUUUAAAUCACUCCGAAAAGAUUUUAGCGUAACGCGAGAUAAUGGCAAAGAGACUUUUUCAGCAAAGGACAAAAAUAGAGAAGGACAUUUUCAAGAUAAUGAAAAACGUUUGGAAAAAAACCCUAAAGCUAUGGAUUCUAGAUUGAAAAGCAGUUUUCUUGACAAAGCAGUUCAUAAUCAAGUAGAAGAAACAUUACGGACGCAGUUAGUGCCACAAACUCCAGAAACUAACUUCAGGGAGUCUAGCUACCUAUUUUCUAGUAAGGAAUCUAUUGGACAAGAGCUGGGGAAUUCCUUUGCACCAAAUAUUAGAAUUAAGAAGGAGCCUUUGGAUGACGAAUAUGCUAAAGCUAUGGCCCCACAGCAGGGACUGUUAGACAAAAUUAAAGAUGAACCUGUUAUUUCUGAGGAGUACGGCCAACAGCCAAAAUCUCAGGAAGGGGAGCUAAAAAUCAGUGCUGUAUUUUCAGUCAGUGGCAGUCCUCUUGUUCCACAGCUGUCAUCAGGUUUCCAGCCUGCUGUGGCAUCCUCUGGCAUGAGUAAAAUGCUACCCUCAGUUCCAAGCACAGCUGUUCGGGUUUCCUGUUCUGGCUGUAAAAAAAUCCUGCAGAAGGGACAAACUGCCUACCAGAGGAAAGGCUCAACCCAGCUCUUCUGCUCCACACUGUGCCUCACUGGAUACACCAUUCCAGCUUCUCGCCCACCAGCUUCUACCAAGAAAACCUGCUCAAGCUGCUCAAAAGAAAUUCUAAAUCCAAAGGAUGUAAUCACUGCCCAGUUUGACAACACAGACUCCAGUAAGGAUUUCUGCAGCCAAUCUUGUCUGUCCACAUAUGAACUGAAAAGGAAACCCAUUGUCACUAUCCACACCAACAGCAUUUCCAGCAAGUGCAGCAUGUGCCAGAAGAAUGCAGUGAUCAGGCAUGAGGUGAAUUACCAGAACGUGGUGCACAAGCUCUGCAGUGAUGCCUGCUUCUCCCAGUUCCGCUCAGCCAACAACCUGACCAUGAACUGCUGUGAAUAUUGUGGAGGAUACUGCUACAGUGGCUCUGGCCAGUGUCAUGUGCUGCAGAUAGAGGGACAGUCCAAAAAGUUCUGCAGUUCCGUAUGUGUGACAGCUUUCAAGCAGAAGUCAGCUAAAAUUACACCCUGCACACUGUGUAAAUCUCUGAGAUCUUCAGCUGAGAUGGUGGAGAGUGCUAAUAACUUGGGGAAGAUGGAACUGUUUUGUUCUGUUAACUGUUUGUCAGCAUACAGAGUAAAAAUGGUCACUUCUUCAGGUGUUCAAGUUCAGUGCAACAGCUGUAAAACCUCAGCAAACCCUCAGUAUCACUUGGCUAUGUCAGAUGGGAGCAUACGCAAUUUUUGCAGCUACAAUUGUGUAGCAGCUUUCCAGAAUCUGUUCAACAAGCCUGCAGGACCCAACUCCUCGGUGGUGCCCCUGUCUCAGGGCCAGGUCAUUGUGAGCAUCCCCUCGGGGACAGUGGUCUCAGCCAGUGUCACCACCUCCACUGUGUCCCCCAGCUCCACGAGCACCUCAGCUGCAGCAGGGCUCCAGAGGUUGGCUGCCCAGUGCCAGCAGGUCACCUUUACCCGCUCUGUUGUGAAAAUCAAGUGUCAGCACUGUAACAGAUCAUUUGCCACCAAACCAGAACUGCUUGACUACAAGGGUAAAAUGUUCCAGUUCUGUGGGAAGAACUGCUGUGACGAUUAUAAGAAGAAGAGCAAUAUGACGGCUGUGUGUGAAUACUGCAGGUUUGAGAAAAUUAUCAAGGAGACAGUGAGAGUCUCAAGCAUAGAUAGAACAUUCUGUAGUGAAGUUUGUAAACUACUCUAUAAACACGACCUGUCAAAGCGCUGGGGAACCCACUGUAAAAUGUGCAGUUACUGUUUACAGACUUCCCCCAAACUGGUCCAGAAUCACUUUGCAGGGAAAACAGAGGAUUUUUGCUCAGAAGAAUGCAUGUCUAAAUUCACAGUUUUGUUUUACCAGAUGGCAAAGUGUGAUGGUUGUAAGAGACAAGGUAAACUCUGCGAGUCCAUCAAAUGGCAAGGGGAGAUGAAGCAUUUUUGCAAUCUGCUUUGUAUUCUGUCAUUCUGUAAACAGCAAGGUGCUUCUGACCCUCCACUCCCAAACAACACAGCAAACCUUUCCAUGGCACCAGCCUCCUCCUCAGGCCCUCCUUCUUUAAGAAAGGACUCAACCCCUGUCAUAGCAAACGUGGUGUCCCUUGCAAGCACCCCAGCUGCCCAGCCUACUGUUAACUCCAACAAUGUUUUACAGGGUGCAGUCCCUACUGUGACAGCAAAAACAAUAGGAGAUGCAAGUACCCAGACAGAUGCCCUAAAGCUCCCAUCAUCAAAACCACCCAGGCUGCUGAAAAACAAAGCUUUAUUGUGUAAGCCUAUCACCCAGACUAAGGCCACCUCGUGCAAACCUCACACACAAAACAAAGAAUGCCAGACAGAAGGAGAAGAAACACCUGCUCAACCCCAGAUCAUUGUGGUACCAGUUCCUGUACCAGUGUUUGUGCCAGUGCCCCUCCACCUCUACACCCAGUACACACCAGUUCCCCUGGGGAUGCCAGUACCUGUUCCAGUUCCCAUGCUCAUCCCAACUACCCCAGAUAAUGCUGAUAAGAUCAUUGAAAAUAUUCAGGAAAACAAGGAGAAGAUGUCCAUUAAUCCAUUUGAAGCUGAUCUCCUUCAGAUGGCAGAAAUGAUUGCAGAAGAUGCUGAGAGAGAAAAAACACACUCUCAUGGUGGAUCUCAAACAUCUGAGCACGAACUCUUCCUGGACCCCAAGAUAUUUGAGAAAGACCAGGGCAGCACGUACAGCGGAGAUCUGGAAUCAGAAGCAGUGUCCACUCCCCACAGCUGGGAGGAGGAGUUGAAUCACUACGCCUUACGAUCCAAUGCCCUGCCAGAACCUGAUCCAGAACUCAAACCAUUCUCCAAAGGUGAUGUGGAACAGGACCUGGAGGCAGAUUUCCCAUCAGACUCAUUUGACCCUCUCAGUAAAGGACCGGCUUUACAUUCACGUUCACGGGCAAGACGGAGACACAGGGAUGGCUUCCCACAGCCAAAGAGAAGGGGAAGGAAGAAGUCUGUAGUUGCUGUGGAGGCCCGGAAUCUGAUGCAGGGCUCCUACCCUGGCUGCUCUGUUUCUGGGAUGACCCUGAAGUACAUGUAUGGGGUAAAUGCCUGGAAAAACUGGGUCCAGUGGAAAAAUGCACAGGAGGAACAAGGGGACCUGAAGUUUUCAGUUCAUCCUGUGAAGCUCAAGGAGGACAUUCUCUCAUGCACAUAUGCUGAGCUGAGUUUUGGCUUGUGCCAGUUUAUUCAAGAGGUGCGGAGACCAAACGGAGAAAAAUACGACCCUGACAGCAUCUUAUACUUGUGCCUUGGAAUUCAGCAGUACCUGUUUGAGAAUGGUAGAAUAGAUAACAUUUUCACCGAGCCCUAUUCCAGGUUUAUGAUUGAGCUUACAAAACUUUUGAAAAUCUGGGAACCUACAAUUCUUCCAAAUGGUUAUAUGUUCUCAAGAAUUGAAGAGGAACACUUGUGGGAAUGUAAGCAGCUGGGUGCAUAUUCCCCCAUCGUUUUGUUGAACACCCUUCUGUUCUUCAACACCAAAUACUUCCAACUAAAGAAUGUCAGUGAGCACCUGAAACUGUCCUUUGCCCAUGUUAUGAGGCGCACCAGAACUCUGAAGUAUAAUACUAAGAUGACAUAUUUACGUUUUUUCCCACCCUUUCAAAAACAAGAGGUAGAAUCAGAUAAAUUAGCAGUAGGCAAAAGGAAACGCAGUGAAGAUGAGGAGGCUCCAACAGCAGUGGAAAUGGCUGAAAACACAGACAAUCCCCUGCGGUGUCCAGUCCGACUUUACGAGUUUUACUUAUCAAAAUGUUCUGAAAGCGUGAAGCAGAGGAGUGAUGUGUUCUACCUGCAGCCCGAGCGCUCCUGUGUUCCCAACAGCCCCAUAUGGUAUUCCACAUUGCCAAUAGACCCAGCAACCCUGGACAUCAUGUUAACAAGGAUUCUUAUGGUGAGGGAGGUACAUGAAGAACUUGCCAAAGUCAAAUCAGAGGACUCUGAUAUUGAGUUAUCAGACUAAGUGCAGUGGGGUAUUUUCCUUUGAAUACGCGUCAGAAGCACCAAAAUGUGAAUACGUCCAUCCUUUGGAAAAUGUGUAUCAAAUAA
Messenger RNA from Catharus ustulatus (Swainson's thrush), 4749 nucleotides. RefSeq names its product zinc finger MYM-type protein 4-like. The transcript has 29 exons. The record is from RefSeq and is a predicted model, not a curated record. Bases 104 to 4663 code for a protein of 1519 amino acids. Lineage: Eukaryota; Metazoa; Chordata; Aves; Passeriformes; Turdidae. Gene Ontology annotation, molecular function: zinc ion binding.